AUGGAAAAAGAGAAACCUGCAAAUAACAGUCCUCCUCACAUAGCCUCCACCUCUUCACCACAAAAUACAAGCACUGAUCUUAUCUCUAUCAAUGCAACAGCUCAAUUGCCUCUUAAAUUAACCCAUUUGAAUUAUCCGUCAUGGCGCGCACAAUUUAAUGCACUCCUCUUCGGCUACGAUCUGAUGGGAUUUGUUGAUGGCAGCAAAUCGUGUCCACCCUCAACAAUUAUGAAUGACGGGAAGCCCACACCAAAUCCAGAUUUUGCUCUUUGGGUGCGUCAAGAUCAACUACUGUUGCAUGCUAUAAUAGCAUCAACAUCAGAGAAUAUCAUGUCCUUCAUUGCCUCUGCCAAGACGUCGCGUGAGGCAUGGCAAAAGCUUGCUCAUCUAUAUGCCAACAAGUCUCGCUCUCGAGUCAUGUCUCUUAAAGAUCGUCUCUCUUCUCUCUCGCGAGGUACAAAAUCUGUCUCUGAAUAUCUUCAACUUAUCAAGACAACAGCUGAUGAGCUAGCUAUAGUGGAUUCUCCACUUGAUGAUAUUGAUCUUGUCAUUUAUACACUUAACGGACUAGGUCCAGAAUUUAAAGAAAUCUCAGCUGCUAUGAAAGCACCAGAGAAUCCAAUUACUUUUGAAGAACUGUAUGAUAAACUAAUAGACUAUGAAAAUUUUUUGAAGAAAGAAGAAAUGUCACAUGAUGCAACAGUCCUCACAGCAAAUUUCACUAGACGAUCCAAUGGCCAAGGACAUACGGCAAAGAAGUGUUACAAACUGCAUCCACCUUCUGAACCCAUGGUCAACUUUACAUCAUCCAACCGACUUGCUGCUCAAGAUUGA
Messenger RNA from Ananas comosus (pineapple), 834 nucleotides. RefSeq lists its product as uncharacterized. Lineage: Eukaryota; Viridiplantae; Streptophyta; Magnoliopsida; Poales; Bromeliaceae. Bases 1 to 834 code for a protein of 277 amino acids. The record is from RefSeq and is a predicted model, not a curated record. The transcript is spliced from 2 exons.